GAACAUCUGUCUGGUUUGCAAAUAACAAUAAUAUAAACACAAAAAUAAAUACAAAAUAAAAUAUGGAAGAAAUUUUACCAAAUGUAAAGAACGAAGCGCCUGAAAGUUCAUCAUCUAGUGAAUCUAAAGAAUCCUUUUAUGUAAAGUUUGGUGCUGGUGUGGACAUAAAUACAUUAGAAUUAGUGCCUACUAAUAACAAGGAACGUAGAUAUUCAAUAACUGAGGGUAAUUCUCAAAAGAGGGAAAAAGUGAAAUAUUCGCAAGAAGUUGUUUCAACCGCUCUUGUCGAUUAUCGACACAAUUGUUAUUACCAACAACCACAACCUUUUGCUAGAAGACUUUCAAGAGCUGAAAAACAAGAAGAAUGGAAGCACAUGGGAUUAGAAGCUUUAGCAACAACUUUAUCAGCUUUAUAUGGAAAGUUGUUAGUAAUUAUGGGUACUGCAUUCCCAAUGGCGGAAGUCAUUUCUACAUACAUUCCUCCAUCCUUCUACGAAGCUUAUUAUUUAUAUCUUUAUAUAGGAAGCAUGUUUUUUCUUCUAUAUAUGUAUAUAAUUCUCGCUAAUGAUAAAAGAAGGAUUAAAAAUCAACGAAAAUUAGAGGCAGUAGAAAAUGGUGGUAGUCAGGACGAUACACGUUCAGAUGAUGACGAUGAGGAUGAUUCCAACGAUACAACUUGUACUAACAUUCACAAUUCGUAUAGGCCAAGAAAAGCAUCUAUGUCAACAAUUAGUAAUAAACAAAACCAUUAUGGAAGCUUUUAUUUGAGAAUGGGUGCUGUAGCAUUCGGUAUAGGAAGUAUGAUCUAUUCAGGAUUGGAAUUCGGCCAGUAUUUUGAACUUGAAAGAGACACGAAGUGUCACAAUGUUUUAUUGGCGCUUACUCCAGCUACAAGAAUGGCUUUUAUAUUCAUCCAAAUGUAUUUUAUAUUUCUCAACAAUGAGCAAAUAAAAGUAUACAAGCAGAAACUAGCAGCUAGAUUUGGGCUCAUGCAUAUGAUUGGUACUAACCUAUCUGUUUGGCUGAAUGUUUUGGUUCAAGAAACUAAACAUGAAAUACUUACUUUUUACAAUCCAGAAAACAACACAUUAAAAAUUUCUCAUCGCAUUCCGCACAAGAGCAACGUAUUAGCUCAUGGACCUCAUUUCGACCAUUAUCGAGCAGAAAACCAAUCGCAUCAUAUAUCGAUCAGAGGCUUAAAAGGUCCUCAUCAUUUAUACGAGUGCAGGAGGACUAACAUAAUAGGUUCCUUAGUUCAAGAUGCAUCACCAUUUCUAUUCCCAUGUACCAUAGAAUACAGCCUUAUCUGCGCAGCCAUCCUCUACGUGAUGUGGAAAAGCAUAUCAAAAUUACCACCUACAGGUUCAGUGGCUGCCAAAUUAAAAUUAGCGGAGAUGAACAAAGUGAAAAGAAGUCCUCACCAUUAUUCCGUUGAUUGCGCUAGAGCUCACAAAGGCUUGUUUGUCGGAAUUCUGUUACUAGUGCUUACUAUUAUAUCUUUGAUUUUGUUUUUUGUCUUAAUUUCUCGAGCAGAGUUUGUUGGAUUGGCUGUAAUCGAAGUUAAUAUUUGUGAGUUAGCUCUGUACGGUUUGACAACUCUAGCAUCGAUUACAGGCAUGUGGCAAAUGAGAAAUUUAAAAUACAAUUCAAGUCAAAAUCUACACCUAGACAACAUACUUUUAAUAGGUGCUCAAACCGGUAUGUUUAUCUACAGUAUGUUCACUAUAAUAGGAGGCCAGUUUACAAUACAAAGGACUACAGUCUUGGUACUAAUAACAGCGGUAUGUUCUUUGCUGCAAACUACAUGUCAAACAAUCUUUGUAUUAGAUGCUUCUCGAAGAACUUGUUGUACACCCGAUCAGAUGAAAAAGAAACCUGGAAGACAGAUAGUUACUUUCCUACUUAUUACAAAUCUAGCAAUGUGGGCUAUUAAUACUUUAGAAAAAUCAAGAGCAGAGUCUCAUCCCAUUCAACUACAUUUUUAUGGUUUGUGGGCUUGGACAAUUAUUACUCACGUUUCUAUGCCGCUGGCAAUAUUUUACAGAUUUCAUUCUACGGUGUGCUUAUGUGAAAUCUGGAAAAGAACGUACAAGAUGAAACCUACGUAUCUCUAAUAUUAAAAACAAUUGUGAUAUUAAAUACUUAAUAAUAAAAUCUAAACCAUAUCUGAUUUCCACCAGUUGAAUCAAAAUGCAAAAUUUGACCAAUAUUCGCACCCAGAGACCAGAAUAUCGUUUUCAGAAGAUUGUUUGUACGCUGAAUCCGAAUCUGAACUCCAAAUUGCCAAAUUGGCUCUGGUUUCUGAGAUAUCUUAAACUAAAAUUUCAAAAGAGCUCUUUUUAGCAUUGACGUAUAUAUUAACAUAGACCGAGGAUACCGGUCGCGCGUGUUGAAGAUGACGACAAGUCAUGAGUCUGAGUUUAGCGAACCGACUAUACCUAGCUGAUAUUAUUUGUGUAUAAAUCCUGCGUUUCAACUACCUGCAAAAAACUGCGUCGGCAGCAUAUCUAAUGAUAUUUAGCUGCAUCCAGAGCAGGCCCGGCCCUAGGGAUUUUGCCGCCCUGGGCAAGAUCGGCGACCGCCCCCCCCCCCUUAAGAUGGUAUUUUUAUUGAUGUGUGCUUGGUGCUAAAUUAUUUAAUAUGCCAUUUUCUACUGUAUUUGAACGAUAUACGCUCAAAAAGACAUAAGUAUAUGUAUUUGCAAUAUUUUCGUGAGAUUUUACUACAUUACUGUAUAUUAACAUGUAAUAUCCAAAAACUCACUAUCCAUAUCCAUAAUUACACACUUACUUUUUUAAGUAAGUAGCACUCUUCUUACCUUGGCACGGUAAAAGUCUUUUAUUAAUUCUCCAAGAUCCAGGGACUCAGCUCUUUCGUGUUCAAUAGAGAUUGUCGCUAGAGCUCUCAAACGUUCCUGGGACAUAGUUGAUCUUAAGUAAUUUUUUAUUAGUUUUGCUUUGAAAAUCUUUUCUCUCCAGAGGACACUGUCACUGGUAGGGUUUCAAACAAAAGUUUCAAUGUUAUGCUAUAUAUAUGAUGUUUCAGUAUAGCCCAACGAUGAAUAGAUGCUGAGUAAAAGUUGUAAAUUUUUGUCACUAAGGAAAAGAAAGAAACUGCAAACUGUGCGGCUUUAGUAGCAUCGUUCACGACUAAGUUGGGUGAAUGGCUAGAACAUGGGACAAAAAGUUCUUCACUUUCAUGUUUGCCCCAUUAUCAUACUCUUGUUCUCUCAUAUCUUACAAAGGUUUUCUCAGUUCUUGCAAAAUAACGUUUGUAAGUCCCAAGCCAGUGGUUUCCAGUGUAGGCACAAAUCGAAGAAAAUGUUCUGAAAUUUUAACACUUUGUGAACAGGAACCUAAAUCGACAAAAUGUACAACAAUAAUCAACUGUUCCACCCCAGAAAUAUCAGGUGUACAAUCUAAAAUUAUGCUAUAAUACUUUGCUGAUUUCAAAAAGUUUAAAAUUUUAUUUUUGAUUUGGUCAUGGAGGAGCUGAAUAAUUUCGUUUUGAAUACGUUUUCUCAAGUAGUGAUGCUGUUUGUUAGCAACAUUCGUUGUUCUCCUAAUGUGCUCUUGUAAAACAGAAUCAAAUUUUCCAAAUAGCUCAACAAGCUUUAAAAAAUUACCAUUGUUGUGAUGAAAAAGUCUAUCAGAAUCUCCCUUCAACGGAAGACACUAUUGUGCUAAGAACUGUAUUAUUGAUAUAAGUCGUUUUAUUACAUUUCUUCAAUGACGAGUUUCUGAAUUUGGAACUUUUUGUGUUUCUUCGUCUAUGGUUUUGCCCGAAUCUAGUCUAAUUGAUAGUUCUACCACUGUCGCUGUGACUGUAGAUGAGCUGGAGACUUAACGUGGCUGGACAAAGCUUGAGCCACAUGUUUCCAAUUAUUAUAUUAAUUUUCAGUAAAUUUAAUUUUAAGUGAAUUUCAGUGAAUUUAAUUAAGUUCUGGUCCCACUAUUAUUAUGCGAUGAAGAAGAAGGCGGUGUUGUCGAUUUUCCGUCAAAUGAACCUUGCAAUUAUUAUUGUUUCACUUAUUUAAUUCUCGUUUUUACAGCUGCAUUUUUGCCCCUCUUGUUCAUAAUAUUGAUUUUUUAUCAUAUUAAAAACAUAAUUUAUUAUUUCUUCAAAUUCAAAAAUUGGCUGUCCUCUAAAAUUUGCCGCUCCUAAUUUUGCCGCCCUGGGCGGCCGCCCAGUUCGCCCACCCCUGGGGCCGGGCCUGAUCCAGAGGCAUUCAAAAUUACAUCUAAAAAGAGAAUAUUGAAUAAAGUUUUAGUAUAAAAUUAUUUCACCCUCUUUUGGAAGUCAAGCAAAAUUUAGGAUCAGUUUUAUGCAGAUACAGUAGGAAAAAUGAAAGAAUACCCAUACGAAUCAAAUCAAAAAUUUCUAGUCAAAACAACGUCUAAACUAAGUUAAUACUGUAAAAAAACGAAUGUGACUACUACCCCACCGUACGAUUUUUCGCUACGUAAAUGUGUAAAAAAAUUUUAUGAUGUUAUUCUUUUUCUGAUAAUACCUAUAUAUUUAUUGGUAAUAAAUGUUACUUUUACUACCGUAAUUAAUUAUUUGAUACAGAUUAAUAAUACAAAAAUAAUGAGUAAGCAAAUAUAGUAUUAUGAAUUUCUCCAUGUUAAAAGUUGCUGGACGUAAAUAGUAACAGGAAUUUAAAAAAUGUCGUUUAUGUCAGCUGCAGGGCCGCGUUUAGGUCAAUUGACGCCCUAGGCAAUUCUCUAGUAGCCGCCCUUCAAGCAUGUACCAUUUUUGCAAAAAAAAUUGCAAGCAGAUUUUUUUAUUUAAAUAAGAAUACAUAAAAAUUGUCAUUCCAGUUCGAUCACAUCAGAUUUCUUUCUUGAUUUUUCUUUGGAAAAAUCAUCUAUAAUGUCGUCAUAAUUUAUCGGCUUUUAUUAUGUCACUUUCUAUGGACAAAAUCGACAAAUUGUUAAGACGUUCUUGCGUCAUACUUGAUCGGAAAUUAUUUUCAUGACUAUUUUAAAUUCUUGACAUUUUCGAAAAUGACCUUUCAGCGGACACGUUGGUUGGUUGGUUGGCAACUGGAGGCACAAAUAAAUGCGCAAAGCAAUAUCAAAAUUAGGGAAAAUAUCUUUCAAUCCGCUCUUCUUUAAAUAUUUAGAUAUGUCAAUUAUUGGUGAUUGGUGAUUUUAUUGUGGUAUCCAAAUGAACAUUUAAGUGAAUGCAUUCAUGUAUGAAUGAUGUAGGUAUCUAUUAGUGCAGUCAGUGAGGGUAUUUGGCUCCGAAUUCCAUCCUACUGCAUCAAUUUACUUGAUAUUUUCACUGUAAGUAGGGAAUAGCUCAAGAAACAAAGCCUACGCUCAGAGGCGUAGCUACCGCCGUAUCAGCCGUAUCAAUUAUACGGGGCCCCCGACAUACAGGGGCCCCAACCCGGCGCGGCAUGUCGAAACAAAAUUCCAUUUAAAAAAUUGAACAAAGCAUUCUACAAUUAUUUCACUAUUAAAACACUUUGAAACAGUGUAUGUUGUUUGGAUAUCAACAUUUUGGUGUAGUGGAUUCUUUAUCUAUACCUAUAUAAAUCAUAUUUAUCUAUUAUCUAUGCUCUGCCCCAUAAGAACAGAGCUUUUUUGUUUUCCAGCUACCUCUCAAUGUCAAUUCCGUUGGCUGUGUGUGAGCUAUUGUACCUAUAAUGUAUAAUGGCCAAGUUGCAAUUUUUGUAAUCGCUUUAUCUUUGAAUAUUUGAAACAGUAUGUAUUGUUUGGGUAUAUUUUCGUAUAAUCUGUGCUUUAUCUCUAAUUGCAUUUAUGUAGGUAUAUCUACGCUUCUCCAAGAAAUUAACGCACCUCUUUAAAAAUUGGUCAUUUUUAAUGUUUCAUAUUUCCUAAACCUGUUUUCCGAUUUAAGUGUUUUUUUAAUACAUAUGUUAUAGUCGUAUUCUUGAACAAUAUCGUAAUAAUAUUUUUGCUAGACAGGUAAAUUACUGUUGUCAUUGUGUACCGGCUGUAUACCAAUCAAACUGUGAUUUUUUCUCAAAGUUCGCGUCACUCUGUGGAAUAUUAUAGCAUUUAUAAAAAAUAUGAAAUUAAAACCCAAAUAUAGCCUCAUGUUUUCUUAAAAUUCUGUUUUUCGAUUCAUUCGCUUACGUUGGAUAUUAAAAAGGUUAGGUAAUAGUUUAAAAACUAGCCUUAUUUUUCAUCAAUACAGGGUGUUUUUAAAUAAGUACCUAUGGCUAACUUUAAGGGUUAAUUCUGUAUGAAAAAAUAAUGACAGUUUGCUUUAUAAACGUAUGUCCGAGAUAGGGGGUGUUGAGAUUUUUCUUACAAACUGACGAUUUACUUAUUGCUCUAAAACCGGUUGAUAUAUGCCAAUGAAAUUUGGUGGGUUUUAACAGGUAGUUAUUGGGCAUUUUUUAAUGUACAAUUAAGAAUUUUAUGUUCACCAUUUGUGCACAUAAGGGUCAUAUUACCAGUAUGCGCGCCAAUGGUAAAUAUUAAAUUCCUAAUUGUAUAUCAAAAAGGCACAAUAACUACCUCUUAAAACACACCAAAUUUUACUUGCAUAUUUUAACCGGUUUUAGGGCAAUAAAUAAAUCGUCAGAUUGUAAGAAAAAUUUUAACACCCCCUAUCUAGGAGAGGAAGCAUUUGCAGACAUAGGUACGUUUUUUAAGCAAACGCAAACUGUCAUUAUUUUUUCAUGUAGAAUUACCCCUUAGAGUUUGCCAUAUUUAUUUAAAAACACCCUGUAUUGACGAAGAACAAGGCUAUUUGUUAACGUACCUAACUUUUUUAUUAUCCAACAUAAUGAAUUAAUCAAAAGCGAAUGAAUCACAAAACAGAAUGUUAAUAAAACAUGAAGAUAUAAUAAAAUAAAAAAAAAGAAUGUAAUUCCGUACAGAUUGGAACUAAAUUUUUAUCAAAGUUUAGGUGAAUACAAAAGAUAUUUUCAAGAAAGUAUCCAAUCAUAUAAGGGGAUCAUUGGUUAAAUAAUUAAGAAGGGGUCAUUUUUGCACAAUAGUAACUUUUUUUUACUACUGCGGUAAUUCACGCUUUUACGAUUUUUUCUACAAAGUUGAAUAAUAAAGAUUUCAGUUAAGAUUUACUAAAUUAAAUUUGACCCUUAUUUAUUCAAAUAACUAUAUGAAUCAGCCCCAAAGGGCCCGUAGUAAUACAUCAAGUACAUAACUCCAAAAAAAAAGAAGAAAAAACGAAAAAAAGUUUGUUAAUUAGUGAAGAAUCCCCAGGAACCCAAUUAUCGAAAAGGCAUUUAAAAAUGUUUAAUCCCAGCGACGUUAUUCAAAAAAGAAGUAAUAAAGAAAUUAGAAUAAUAAUUUUUUAAUGCCAUUUAGAGUUUAAUUAAAAUUUGAAUUUAUCAUUUAUCAAUACAUUUAUUGAAAAUAUACAUAAAAAUAAAAAUAAUGAGACCUUGUACAGGUGUAUAUUCUUUUGGCAACAACCGCGUUUUUGCAAUUGAAAAUAUAAUAUAGUAACAUUUAAUAAACAAAUUCAAUAUUAAGCAGUAAUUUUUUUUGCUUUAUACUAAAUUUAAUAAAUUAAUUAAUAAUAAAUUUAAAUUCGAGACAUAAAAAAAUGACCCAUUUUAAUAGUGGUACGUUAGGUUCUUGGAGAAGUGUAUUUGCCCGCCGCUCGCCGUUAUAACAUAAGAACAAAGCUUCUUUGUUUAAGCUCAUUUUCAAUGUCCAUUCAUCCUUGGAUUGAAAAAACUGAAUCUAUUUUCAACCAAUGAGUCUCGCCAAUUCAAAUCUAUUUUGGACUUUGGUUUAUUAGAAUUUAUUAAGUUUAUUAUUAUUAUUAUCUAUAUGUUGGUGUUAUACGCAGAACUUAUUAGUUCCUACGGUUGUAUUAUGUAAUGUGCAAUUUAUUUAAAUUUUGCAAUAUAUUGUUUUGUUUUAUUCCAUUAUCUUUUAUUUUGUACUAAUAUUGACGAUUUAUGUAAUUUCAGUAAAGUGUAUUUGUUUUUGUUUUUUUUUCCGAAUUUUUGUAAGCCUUGUCCAUAUAAUUGUAAAAUUUUCAGUGAUAAUAAAACAUAUUUCUAUUCUAUUCUAUACAAGCGUUUUUGCUUCUUUUGUCGAGGGGAAAGGGCCCCGCGACCAACUUUGAUAUGGGGCCCCCGUGGGGUUAGCUACGCCACUGCCUACGCUAUAUCCUAUGACGCUUUUAACUUAGGAGUGGUUCCCACUCGUUCUCGGGGGUGGAAACUUUUUUAAUCAAACUAACACCGGAAGUGGCCAGAAGUGAAAAGUGGCAAUAACUGUUUUAUAAUUUUUUUUGAAAACUCAAUACUUUUUAAGUUAUUCGUGGUUAAAAAUUUGCCAUUUUCAUUGAAAAAUGACACUUUUCGGAGAUUGAUUUUUUUUUUGAAUACCAUAAAGUUGUGCAUCUAACGAAAAAACUAUAUAAAACAUUUUUGUAGUUUAUGAAAACAUCAGAGAGAGAGAUUCAUUUUUUCAUAAAUCUUCUAGUUUUAAUAAAAAAAGAGAUGGUAGGUGAAAAAAGAUUUUUUUUGUGCAUGCUCAAAUCGGUGUAUUUAACUUAAAAUAACAGAAAAAUUGUCGAUUUUAGGAGAAUAAUGCUACGAAUACCUUUUGUAGUGCUUGAAAAGACCUUUAAGACGAGAACUGUUAAAUGUCGGUUACAUUCAAACUAAGCGAGAUAUGGUGCAAAAAAAGUUAUGACUAAUGUAUUUUAAGGAAAAAGUGAGAAGUAUAUUUAACCCCUCAUCCACCAGAAUUUAAAUGCAUCGUUUUUCUUCUAGAAUACCUUCUACUAUAGUGUUAUUUCUACAUUCAAAAAGUUGGACGGGUUUAAAAUGAAUGGUUUUUGAAAAGAAUAAGAUCAAAUUAUAUAGCGUAUUUUUAAAUUUUCUUAAAAAUCUUCCUUUUUCUCUAUGUAAUUCAAAAGUGAUGAGAGAUACGUAAAAAAUACCUUGUAAGGUAAUGUAGGUUUUCUUUUAGAUAACAAUUUUAUUUUUCUUUCAUUACUAUAUCUCAUUAUCAUUUUCGAGUUACAUGGAGAAAAAGGAAGAGAAAAUUUGAUCUUAUUUAUUUUCAAAAACCAUACAUUUUAAACCCGUCCCACUUGUUGAACAUAGAAAUAACAUUAUAGUAAAAGGUAAUGUAGAAGCAAAACGAUGCAUUUAAAUCUGGUGGAUGAGGGGUUAAAAUAUACAUACUUCGCAUUUUAUCUUAAAAAUCACAAAAAAGUAUUAGUCAUCCUUUUUUGUUGCACCAUAUCUCGCUUAGUUUGAAUGUAAUCAAAAUUUAACAGUGCGGUCCGUUUAAAGGUCUUUUCAGACAGUACUUACAAAAGAUAUUGAUAGCAUUAUACCCUUAAAAUCGACCAUUUCUCUGUUAUUAAGUUGAACACACCGAUUUGAGCAUGCACAAAAAAAAUUCUUUUCACCUACCAUAUCUCUUUUUAUGUUAUCACUAGAAGACUUAUGAAGGAACGAAUCUCUUUGAUUUUUCAUAAGCUACAGAAAUGUUUCAUAUAGUUUUUUUUUUGUUAGAUGCAUAAUUUUUAAG
Molecule: messenger RNA, 9506 nt
Organism: Diabrotica virgifera virgifera (western corn rootworm)
Lineage: Eukaryota; Metazoa; Arthropoda; Insecta; Coleoptera; Chrysomelidae
Product: proton channel OtopLc-like
Exons: 7
Coding region: 63-2114 (683 amino acids)
Biological process (GO): proton transmembrane transport
Cellular component (GO): membrane
Molecular function (GO): proton channel activity
Source: RefSeq, a predicted model, not a curated record